AUGGCACACGUCGGUAUGGAAAGUGUCCAGAUGACCGGAGUUGGCCAGUUUUUCCAGAGGUACGCCGCCAACACUUUUCCAGGAAGAGCUUGGCACAACAAACGCAUCCACGAUCUUGCACUUCCUAAUCCGGUAAACAUCCGCCUCCCACGGUCAUCACCCCCGUCAACCACGAAAAUACUGUCCACCCUCUACGCUCAUCUUCCCCAGGAUUUCUCCGAGUUCCCUGUCCUUGAAAUUUCAACGACAAUUCUCCAGAAGGAGGCGGGGUCUAGGUGGAUCUGGGAGACCCUGAUCAAUAUCCCGCAUGCCUAUUGCUUCCUGAUGAGAACCUGCCCCGAAAUAGCACCACAGGCCCCGAGGUUACCCCGCAUCCCCCACAUCUCUCCUCCGAAUGAAUGUUUCUCCGGCAUGGUCCAUACCCCAUUUUUGAUCGCCAUCGCCAACGAUGACCAACACCGGUGGCACGAUGACCUCCAAUAUCAUAUCCCCAAGCCCCUAGAAAGUCGUUUAAUUCGCACCAGACGCGAGAGCUCGCAUCGCUUGAGCGUUAGCCUCAAACGACUGCACGGCCACUAG
Cyclocybe aegerita is the source of this 579-nucleotide messenger RNA. NCBI's taxonomy places the organism in Eukaryota, Fungi, Basidiomycota, Agaricomycetes, Agaricales, Hemipholiotaceae. The record is from the annotation of a GenBank genome assembly.